This is a messenger RNA of Drosophila yakuba, 2201 nucleotides long. RefSeq names its product spermatogenesis-associated protein 5-like protein 1. The transcript has 3 exons. Gene Ontology annotation, molecular function: ATP binding; ATP hydrolysis activity. Bases 38 to 2191 code for a protein of 717 amino acids. The record is from RefSeq and is a predicted model, not a curated record. NCBI's taxonomy places the organism in Eukaryota, Metazoa, Arthropoda, Insecta, Diptera, Drosophilidae.
GUUAUGUUAUCGGUCUAGUCGAAACGAGGUAAACAAAAUGCACCACAACCAGUUGGAUUUCCCGGCUUUUCCGCUUUCCCUGCUGGACGACAGCGAUCUACAGCCGCAAAGGUGUUAUAUUCCCCUGGAGCAGGACUCUACUGGAACAGGAUGGUAUCGUUGCCACCUUUCCGAUGGCAGCUACGCAGUUUGCUGGGUAACUCCGCGUGCCGGCAGUGAAACUUGUUGCUUCCUGGAUGGAAUCGUAACCUCCUUGACGCCGUUCUGCCCCACCAAUCAGCGGUUGGUGCUUGUGGAGCCACUUAAGUUAGUUUCCAGCCUGCAGAGAAUUUCAUGCGUGGUCACAGUCACCCCGGAGCUGCUGCAGCGACCUCUGGUUUCCCUGGAGGAUCUGGAGGACGAUGUGCGGGUGUUUCUUCGCCACCUGAAGCUUACCAAAGGAUGCUCCGUGCAGCACAGACGCCUUGAGCAGUUGGGCAUUGCCAGUGUGCAGAUUUCCGAUGCUCCAGGAGUUGCCGAUGACGAAUGCUUUGAAAUAGCACAAGAUGUUAAACUACUCCUGGUGGACAUACGACUGGGAACGCCCUUUCCUUUGGACUUGACCUCAAAGUAUCUGCCCCAGAGCUUCGAGCAACCCAUGCAGCAUUUGAAGCAACUCCUGGAAACCUCUAAGAGCAGCUUUUCGCACAGAUUUCCAACUACAGCAUUAGUUGCGGGUCCGGUGGGUUGUGGAAAAAGUCGUCUGCUCAGUGAGUUCCUGCGUCGUCAUAGCUGCAACUGCUUUUGCAUUACAGCUAGCCAGGUGCUGCGCUCAUAUCCCGGCGAAACCGAAGAGGAGUUGAGGAGGAUCUUUCAAGCUGCUGAAACUUUCAAGGAGCAACUGCGUCCAUUAUUGCCAAUUGUGAUACUUAUUGAGGAUCUGGAGCUGCUCUGUCCCCUUACGGGUGUCGCGGACACAAAAAACUCUAGCAAUUCUCUGCGGAUAUCAGCUCAGCUCUACAAACUGCUAGACGCACUUCCGCAAGGCAUUAUAUGUCUGGCAACUUCUGGAUUACCGGACUCCUUGCAUGAACACGCGCGCAGACGGUUUGUUAGAGAGGUGGCCAUCGAUAUGCCCAGCGAAGAGCAGCGCAGACAACUUGUAGAGCAUCUUUGCCAAGACAACGGGCUAAAAAUCUCAGAGACUUCUCUCGAUCACAUAGCGAGAAACACUCAGGGAUAUGUGAUAGCGGAUCUAACACUUCUUUUACGCCGCGUUCAACAGCAACUACUAGCUAAAGAUAACUUCAAUUUGGAGCAAAUAUUCCACCAAACGCUGCUACAAACUCAGCCGAGUGCCUCUCGAUCAACAGAUGUGCGGGUCUCGAAGAUGAUGGCUGGUUUUGAGGUCAUCGGAGGAAUGGAAGCGCUGAAACGCACCUUACAAGUCUCGGUCUUAGCGGGUCUAAGACAAAGUGCCGCUUUUGCUCGGUUCGGACUAAGUUUGCCAAAAGGAGUGCUGCUCUAUGGACCUCCGGGAUGUGCCAAGACCACUGUGGCCAAGUGCCUGGCCAAGGAGGCUGACAUGACCUUCAUUGCCACGUCGGCGGCGGAGGUGUACUCCCCCUACGUCGGUUGCGCAGAAAGAUUUAUUUCGCGGAUCUUUGACACAGCGCGAAAGAAUGCACCCUGUCUAAUAUUUUUGGAUGAGAUAGAUUCCCUUGUUGGCAGAAGGACGGUCUCAAGUGGCGGAGGUGGUGGCCAGGUACAGCUGAGAAUUCUUUCCACGCUGCUGACUGAAAUGGAUGGUAUUGUGGGCGGUGGUAGUCAGCAGCAUAUACUUGUGGUUGCAGCCACCAAUCGUCCUGAUAUGAUCGAUGAUGCCCUAAUGCGACCAGGACGCUUUGAUAAGCUUAUCCAUGUACCAGCGCCUGAUGAGGAAUCCCGCCUGGCUCUGCUGAAACUGCACUCCCAACGCAUGCCUUUCCAUAACAAUGUGGUUCUCGAGGAGAUCGCUGCGCGUACCGAGCGGUAUUCCGGAGCGGAUAUGUGUAAUCUCUGCAAUGAGGCGGCCAUUGAGGCUUUUCAGCGUGAUUUUGAGGCCACUGAAAUUGAGCUGAAGGACUUUGAAAAAGUUCUGGCCAAGCAGAAAUCCUCACUCACUCAAAGCCAAAUAGAUGGCUACUAUAAGUUUGCUCAUAGAUUUUUAUAGAAAAAUAUUU